GGGAAAACUCCAUUUCCAAGUCCUAACAAUUUUGCAUCAGAAUGACUAAUCCUAGCCUUAAGCCCAACUCCAACCCUAACCCCAACCCCCUUUCCAAAUUCCUAAAUCUAUGCAGUUGAUGGGGUGGCUACUAGCGACAUUGACGGCGUGGACCUACAUUCCUCUCUGCUUGCCUUGUUCCUUCUUCUGCGUUAGUACUCAUCUCUGCUCGUGGGAGCUGUGCUUGCGUUCUUCUCUUGUCGGAGUCUUCUACUCACAUGCUUAGUCUUUCCGCCUCUGAAGUCUGAAGCCUUGUCCCCCUGGGUGCUCCCGUGCUUGUUUGUCAACUCUCAUGGUUGCCAAAGAACAUCGCGAGUCAGUUCAGAUAGUUGAAUCUUGAUAGACGGUGUUGAAGCAAGGCUAAGAUUGCUGUGAAGCUAAAAUAUUGAGGUGACAAAAGAAAAGACGGGAGAUAAAAAUGUUGCACUCCAACAAUUAAUGUUGCCACUUGGAGAGGUGAGUUUUCAAAAGAGUUGUAAUGAAAUCUAUUUCUAUUGUCUUAUUAGAUGUUGUUAUGAAAUAUAUUUCUAUUUCUAUAGUUUCUAUUUGGUGUAUCUCCUGAUGCUCUCAUUUGUGUUUGAAAGAAAUGACUUCUUUUAGUGAUUCCCUUACGAGGUUUGUUCGAACCAUUGUUGCUGAGGAGAUACGUUCUUUAUCCUCCACAAUAAGCAACCAAAGAAAAAAGAUUGAUGCAAUCUUGUCCAUUGUUUCAUCUGGACCCAGAUUUGUUGCUCAUCAUGUUGAUGAUGUUAGUGCUGAUGAGAAUAUUACCAUGAGUGGGCCACCUCCAUCAGUGAUAGCUCAUACAACCGCAACAAAGGCUCCAUUGCGUCGAAAAUCAUCAAGGUGUCCUUUGGCUCAAAAGCUCGAACCAGAUUUCAAACCAUCCGGUCCGUUGAGUGAUCAUGAAAUCAGCAAAAACGCUGGCUUGAAACGGCGUAAGAGUACCACUAAAUGCAGAGGUCAGAAAGCAACAUCAUCGAUUAAGAAGAAAAUCCCCACACGUGGAGACUUUAAACUAUAGCGAGGACGUCCAUGGCUAUAUGAAUCCCAUGAUUUGGUGAACAUGUAUGGUGAUGAGAUGCCUACGUGCUUGGAGGUGGCAUUUAGGCCAACAUCGGAAAUGGUUUUCAUGGGGAUUGAGUUGGCUAUUUUUUUCUAUAUCUUUGGAACUGAUUAUGACCCCAAAGAGAUUCUUGUGCCUAACGAACAUUGUUGUGGAAGCCAGGAAGCAUUGAUGACCCUUUGUUCGAAAAAUUGGGUUGGAGAUAACAUUUUGAAUUUGGUGGCAUCAAUGCUUAUGAAACAUGCAGCAGUUACAGUGAAAGGCAACAAAUGGUUCCUCCCAACCACUUUUGCUCAAAUAGCACUCCAACAACGACAUAUUUCUGUUGGGACAAUGGAAUACAUCAAAACAAACUUUAUGGGCAAGGUUGAAGACCUCUCUAAGAUAUACAUACCUAAUAAUGUUAAAGAUCAUUGGUUCCUAGUAGUUGUGGAAAAAAGUAGAGGGUUGAUUACAUAUCUAGACUCUCUAAAGUGCUCAAAACAAAGGCUCGAGAGGAUGAAGGCAAUAUAUGAUGUGAUUUCUUUCUUAGAGAAUCUACUAUUGGACGAUUGGUUUUACCAAUCAGAUACUACUGAAAGGUCAAUGGUUUCAAAGUUCAAAUUUCAAGAACCAGAGGUGCCCCAACAAGAUGCUCAAUCCAAUGACUGUGGUGUGUGGGUUGCAUAAUGGCAGACACUCUGUCAUCUAUGGUGGCGUGGUGCCAUACCGGUGGUCAACGAAUACAGCAGAGUAAGGAUGGCCAUAGACUUGGUGUAUGGACCUCACAAUCCAAGGAGAGAAGACAUUCAAAGACUUGCUAUUAAAAAUUGGAAUAAGAAGAUGCCAAAGAAUGUUACUCAGUCUUAGGAUGUAAUCUUUCAAAGUCCAUGUUAAAAACUCUAUAAUUUCUAAAAUUUUGGAAAUGUAAUUAUCCUUAUUGCCUUGUGUUUUGUCACUGCUAACCCCUAUAAUGGAAAAAUUUUUAUGCCCAGAAGUGAUGAU
Arachis ipaensis is the source of this 2089-nucleotide messenger RNA. Lineage: Eukaryota; Viridiplantae; Streptophyta; Magnoliopsida; Fabales; Fabaceae. The record is from RefSeq and is a predicted model, not a curated record.